Vigna unguiculata (cowpea) is the source of this 1071-nucleotide messenger RNA. Its product is annotated as Nuclear transport factor 2 (NTF2) family protein. The record is from RefSeq and is a predicted model, not a curated record. NCBI's taxonomy places the organism in Eukaryota, Viridiplantae, Streptophyta, Magnoliopsida, Fabales, Fabaceae.
GAUUUCAUGCCAAGUCAGAUACAGCAAAACAAAUGAAGCAUCUAAGCAAACUAGGAGUGAUUCCUUGAUUAAAGCUAGAGAAAGGUCUUUGUUCUUUUCCUCAAGUAAGACACAUAGGCAGAAGAUAUUAGUGUCAGUGAGUUGCCAUUGCUCGUCAAUGGUAAUAGUUGGGUAAGAAAAUUUACAAAUGGAUGCUGUGAUCAAUUUAGCCGCCAAAACUUCAUGCCAUUGGCUGGGAAUAGACUCCAACAUCACAAAGAGACUCGCCAUCAGGUUCCCCUCCAGCAGAACAAAAUGCAGCUUGUAUUCAGACAAGAUAGAGAUAAAACGACACACGAUCAACAACAAUGUCCUGGGCAAAUGUUGGGGUAGAAACAGAAUUUUAGCCAUGGCUUCAAAAAGAGAUCCCAAUUCUCAGCAAAAUUCUCUUUCUUCAGCAGAAACUGUUGUUGAUCAGUACUUCACAAGCAUCAACGGUAAAGACCUGCGACAAUUGGAUGAGUGCAUAUCCGAAGAUGCUUGCUUUGAAGACUAUGCCUUCACCAAACCAUUCCAGGGAAAGAAGGAAGUUAUGCGCUUCUUACAACAGCUUACUGAAUGCAUGGGCCGGAAUGUGAAAUUCAGGGUGAAACAUAUAUUCGAGGGAGAUGAUUUAACUGCAGCAGCGAACUGGCAUAUGGAAUGGAAAGAGAAACAGAUCCCAUUCACAAGAGGUUGCACCUUCUUCAAGUUAACAAAAUUGGGAAAGAACCUCAUCAUUUGGAGAACUGAGGUAUUAAUUGAAUCACCUAUCAAACCAGGAAGCAUAGUUUUGACCCUAUUGAAAAACGUAACUUCGACAUUUGACAACUUUCCAAAUCUAGCUGAGUGGUUCUUGAGAAGUCCUCAUGUAAUACUAACAUGGAUGUUAAGAUUUUACAACAUAUUUAUAGCAUGUUGGCUUCAUCCUCUCCUAGAUGGCUACAUAAAGCUAUGGAGCUUCUUUGUUCGAUUUCUAAGCUCUGUAAUCACUCUAGUGAAUUUUAUUUCUAAGACUUUCUUCAAGUAAGGAUCACAUUACUUAACAUAUAC